Molecule: messenger RNA, 726 nt
Organism: Aspergillus homomorphus CBS 101889
Lineage: Eukaryota; Fungi; Ascomycota; Eurotiomycetes; Eurotiales; Aspergillaceae
Gene: CweA
Product: putative GPI anchored protein
Exons: 1
Source: RefSeq, a predicted model, not a curated record
UGGAUAAAAGGUGCAGCAGCGUCCGCCAAACCCUGGAGGAUUGUUUCUUUCGGAUCAGGUCGAAUCGAUCGUACGCUUACAGUCGCCAAACAAUUCAUUCCUUAAUCUUCUUUUUUCUUGUUACGCCCCUCCCUCACGGCCUCGGCCCCAGUCACUCGUUCAACUUUCGGUUGUGUUGUAUUUUGUUUCUAUAUUUGACGUGAAAUCCGAUCUAUAUUAAUUCAUCCAGUAAACAGCCAAUAACGACAUGAAGGGACUCCAGGCAGGACUCCCCAUGGCGGCGCUCGCUGCCGUAGCCCGCGCCACCUCGGUCAUCGGGGGCUCGCAGGGCGAAGACCGCGGCAGUGACGCCGCCUUGCCGGUCGACAACAAGUUCCGGAGCGAGGUGAACGACUACCACUCCGACGACCACUCCCUCGAUUUGGACGCGAAGAAGACCGUAAUCGAGCCGGGACAUGGCCGCCGCCCUCACCACCACAAGGCCAGAGGCGAAGGCGGCUCCAACGACGGAUUCUCCGACGGUUCGACUUAUGUGAAGCCGCAGGCCCACGUCGAGAACCAUAACGAGAGCGCCUUCCACGAAGAUGAUCACUCCGUUCAGCUGGAGAAGGAUGUAGUGGAGGUGGUGCCGCCCCACGGUCGUGGCCACCACCAUGCUCGCGGCCAGCACGAGAACGUCGACCUUAUCGGGGGACCGGGUGGUGUCGACACUGGUAACACGUUCGC